AUGGAAAGGUUCCAGAGUGACGUCAAUGACACUGGUGGAGUGGCAGCUUCCUCUGCCGGAAGCCACCUCCUCAACCUCGAAGGAAGAGUGCACCGUAGCCUAAGGGUACGCAUUGGCAAUGCUGCCUCCUGCACCUCCAACCAGCCUGGAUACUCAGAUGACAUUUGGAUAAUUUAUGAACAAGUGAUGAUUGCUGCCCUUGACUGUAGCCGUGAUGACUUGGCAACGCUGUGUCUGCAAGAACUCCGCAAACAAUUUCCAGGCAGCCACCGGGUGAAGCGAUUGACUGGGAUGCGACUUGAAUCCCUAGAAAGGUAUGAAGAUGCCAACAGGAUGUAUGAUGCAAUUUUGCAGGAAGAUGCGACAAAUACAGCAGCACGGAAGCGCAAGAUUGCCAUUCUUAAAGCCCUCGGGAAAACCACUGAAGCCAUCAGAGAACUGAAUGAGUAUCUGGAACAGUUUGUUGGAGACCAAGAGGCUUGGCACGAACUAGCAGAGCUUUACAUCAACGAACAUGAUUACGGAAAAGCAGCAUUCUGCUUAGAGGAACUUAUGAUGACUAACCCUCAUAAUCAUCUGUACUGUCAACACUAUGCAGAGGUGAAAUAUACUCAAGGUGGACUGGAAAACCUAGAAAUCUCCAGGAAGUAUUUUUCCCAGUCCCUGAAACUAAACAACAGAAACAUGCGUGCUUUGUUUGGGCUUUACAUGUCUGCAAGUCAUAUUGCAUCUAACCCUAAAGCUAAUGCUAAAAUGAAAAAGGACAACAUGAAGUAUGCAACUUGGGCAGCUACACAGAUCAACAAAGCUUAUCAA
Rhincodon typus (whale shark) is the source of this 816-nucleotide messenger RNA. It is a transcript of the gene emc2, whose product is annotated as ER membrane protein complex subunit 2. Gene Ontology annotation, molecular function: protein binding. The record is from RefSeq and is a predicted model, not a curated record. The annotation marks the transcript as partial. Lineage: Eukaryota; Metazoa; Chordata; Chondrichthyes; Orectolobiformes; Rhincodontidae. Gene Ontology annotation, cellular component: EMC complex. Gene Ontology annotation, biological process: protein folding in endoplasmic reticulum. The transcript has 11 exons.